This is a messenger RNA of Psylliodes chrysocephalus, 648 nucleotides long. Lineage: Eukaryota; Metazoa; Arthropoda; Insecta; Coleoptera; Chrysomelidae. The record is from the annotation of a GenBank genome assembly.
AUGGUAUGUGGAAUAAGCAAGGAAAAGUUUACUCGGACUUCGCCGGCGACCCUUUCCUGCUAUGGUAUCUGUAAACGACAAUUUCAUAUGCCUUGCUGUAAUGUACCAGUUGAUGUUACAAAAUAUUUAGGUAAGAUUCCUGGUCUUGGUUGGUAUUGCGUUGAUUGUUAUGCAGCCCUAAAAUCAUGUAAUCCUGAGUUUGUCAAAAAUUUAGCUGAGGAAGGAGUAGGAAAUGUCAUAAAAGAGAUUUCAUCACUGGCAAAAAAACUAACUAAAGAUAUUGCCAAAAACCUAACAGAAUUAGUCUCAAAGAGAUUAGAAGACUUACAAGAAGAUCUAAGGAAGAAAAUAUCAAUGGCUGCUGUUCAAAAAAUUACUGAAAUUAACGUGAAUCGUAGUGUAUGCUCUAAUACUACUACAACCUCUGUAUCCAAUACCGGAAAUAAUAAUUUGUUCUCCACAAAACUUAAAAGCAGCUCUGCACUCAUAAUCAAGCCGAAAGAUUCCUCUCAAAAUAAUUCUGUCAACAAAGCAGAUAUUUUAAAUGCGAUGGAUCCGGUAGGCUCCAAUAUUCAGAUCUCCAGUGUUAAGAAUAUUAGAGAUGGGGGAUUAGUUAAUGCUCUUCUAAAUCUGGAGUUUCCAAAUUAA